This is a messenger RNA of Gigantopelta aegis, 1082 nucleotides long. Its product is annotated as neuropeptide receptor 15-like. Gene Ontology annotation, biological process: G protein-coupled receptor signaling pathway. The record is from RefSeq and is a predicted model, not a curated record. The coding region runs from base 15 to 1082 and encodes 355 amino acids. Gene Ontology annotation, molecular function: G protein-coupled receptor activity. Gene Ontology annotation, cellular component: plasma membrane. Lineage: Eukaryota; Metazoa; Mollusca; Gastropoda; Neomphalida; Peltospiridae. The transcript has 2 exons.
GAAAUGCCGUCGUUAUGGAGCCGCCGUCUGCCAGUGAUGCCACCAUCGCCGUCUUGUCCAUCAUCUUCUGUCUCAUCGUCACCGUCGGCGUCAUUGGCAACGGCUUGGUGGUGUUGGUGGUGCUGCUGGACGUCAAGAUGCGACAGUCGGUGACGAACCUGUUUAUCAUGAACCUGGCUAUUGCGGACCUCCUCAUCAUGCUGUUCGGCGUGCCGGAGAUCGUGCAGUUCGUUAUAAACAGGGGCUGGAUACUGGAACCUUUCUUGUGUAAAAUGAACCGAUUUAUUCUGGUUGUGUCCCUUUACACGUCGGUUUUGUCUCUCGUGUGUUUGUGCAUAGAAAGAUUCGUCGCCAUUGUGUUUCCCAUAAAGGCGCACAUCGUGUGCACGAGGAAGAAGAUAAUGAUUGUGAUUGCCUGCAUCUGGCCUCUGUCGAUAGCGUGUGGACUACCAACCCUCAUCUUCAACCAAGUCGUGCCUGUGAUGCCCAACCACCCCGUGUCUCUGUGCCGCAUCAUGUUCUCCAGGGACAGAUCGGAGCACCAGAAGUACUUCAUGGUUUUCAAGUACAUGGAAUCCUUGCUCUUCUACUUCCUGCCCCUGGUGGUUCAGGUGAUCCUCUACGCCAUCAUAGGACGACGUCUGUACGCCAGCACGGAGAAACUCCACGCCCAGUUCCAGAUGCGUCCCGACACCAACUGCCGCAGCGGCCGGGCCACAGACACGAUACGGGCCAGGAAGGGCGUGGUCAAGAUGCUCGUCGCCAGCGUCCUCAUCUACUUCACCAGCUACUCGCCGCACCAGAUCCACUUCCUGUACAACGCCUUCUCCAACUCGCCCCUCCCAGAACACUGGGAGUUCCUCGUGUUCGUCAUGAUCAUCACCCACCUCAACUCGGCCGCCAACCCGAUCCUCUACAGUAUUUUCAGCCAGAACUUUCGUAGGAAUUUCAAGCGUUGCCUUUGUUUCGUCUGCUACCGGCUGGAAAGGCGCCGUUAUAGGAGGACACGGUUUGAUUCGUUCGACUCCAAGGGAGUUUCCCGACGCAGCAGUACUUCCAAAACAACAACGUCAAGAGUGUAA